This is a messenger RNA of Salvelinus sp. IW2-2015, 1336 nucleotides long. Its product is annotated as mRNA turnover protein 4 homolog. The transcript has 8 exons. The record is from RefSeq and is a predicted model, not a curated record. Lineage: Eukaryota; Metazoa; Chordata; Actinopteri; Salmoniformes; Salmonidae. Gene Ontology annotation, molecular function: RNA binding. The coding region runs from base 80 to 802 and encodes 240 amino acids. Gene Ontology annotation, cellular component: nucleolus; preribosome, large subunit precursor. Gene Ontology annotation, biological process: ribosomal large subunit assembly; ribosomal large subunit biogenesis; nuclear-transcribed mRNA catabolic process.
CAUAUUUUGGACCGCUAUAUUCAACAGACAGAAACACGUGGGGUCCUUUUCCUCCAUAGGUCUACACAACGUGAGAACCAUGCCGAAGUCAAAGAGAGACAAGAAAGUUUCACUAACAAAAACAGCCAAGAAGGGUCUGGAAACUAAACAGAACUUAAUAGAAGAGUUGCGGAAAUGUGUGGACAUUUACAAGCAUCUGUUCAUCUUCUCUGUGGCAAACAUGAGGAACAACAAACUGAAAGACAUCAGGACAGCCUGGAAACACAGUCGAUUCUUUUUUGGCAAAAACAAAGUAAUGAUGAUCGCUAUAGGUAAAGGACCAACAAGCGAGUACAAAGACAAUUUGCACAAGGUCAGCCGGUUUCUGAGGGGAGAAGUGGGUGUGUUAUUCACAAAUAAAACCAAGGAAGAGGUACGAGAGUAUUUCAGCCAGUUCAAAGAGAUGGAUUUUGCACGAGCGGGAAACAAGGCAGGGAUGGCCAUAACACUUGAUGAAGGACCCCUGGAACAGUUCCCUCACUCCAUGGAGCCACAGCUGAGACAGUUGGGACUCCCCACAGCACUCAAGAAAGGAGUGGUGACACUACUGAAAGACCAUGACGUGUGCAAAGAGGGAGACACACUAACCCCUGAACAGGCCCGUAUUCUGAAACUCUUUGGGAUUGAGAUGGCAGAAUUCAGAGUGCAGAUCAAGUGCAUGUGGAACUCUGAAACGAGCGACUUUGAGAAGCUGGCUGAGGAAGAAGAGGAAGAGGCCAUGCAGGAUAAUGACACAGAGGAGGAAGAAGGGGAUGGGAAAUGAAUCUGGAUAGACCAAUGGACUUCUCAGACCUUAGGAUUUUAAUACUGUGUGACCUGUAUGUUUUAAUGCCUCAACCUUCAAGUGUUUCCUUUUGCCUAUGAAAUGCUAGAUUUCUGAGGCACAAAUUCACUGGUAUGUUACCCAUUGAAUCUUGUGGACAUACAUUUUGUCGUCCACUCAAAUACAACAGUACAAACUAAAACAGUUUGCUUGGUUGUCUCUUAUAAAACAUCCCACAAAAAAAUGUUUAGUGGGAAUUGUUUGUGCACAGUAUAGCUUUAAGUUAGGUACAGCAAUGUAAAAUUGUUAGCCACAUUGCGAUCCUUACAAACGCACCGGACAUGGCAGAUCAGUGAAGAUAAAAUACUCCCAUUGUUCUCCAGUUUAUUAGACACAGCCUCCAGAAAAUGUUUUUCCCUAAUUCAUUGAAUUUACAUGAAUUGCUCACCAUUAGAAUAUACAAGAUCAAAGUCAUCUGUGCCUUUCCUAGUUUGUUUUAAUGAAUACUUGCAUCAAUGAAUACUUGCAAAAAUC